UAACUCAUUACUGCAACAAGCCCCAGUUAAACAUUUCAAGGGACCAGUCAACCCCACUGCAUUUGAGAUUGUAAGCCCAAUACUCAAACACACAGUAGACCUUUUUCACCACAAUCGCGAGAAAGCAGUCUUGACCACAGGUCCUUCCCACCGCACUUCUCACCCACUUCAGCUUGUCGUAUGCUCCGGAGCCUUGUGAAAAUGGCCGAAAGCGCAUCCAAACGCCUCAAGACCGGCUCCGUCUCCAUUGGAACACACAAUGGCCACUUCCACGCCGACGAAGCCCUGGCUGUCUACAUGCUGCGUCUGCUGCCUACAUAUGCCGACUCUUCGCUAGUGCGCACCCGCGACCCUGCCCUCUUGCAGGAAUGCCACACGGUCGUCGACGUAGGCGGCGAAUAUGACUCCUCCGUCAACCGCUACGAUCACCACCAGCGCACCUUCACCACCACAUUCCCCGGCCGCCAGACCAAGCUGUCGAGCGCUGGCCUGGUCUACCUGCACUUUGGCAAGAGCAUCAUCGCACAGAAGCUCCAGAAGCCCGAGGAUAGCGACGACGUCAGCCUGUUGUGGAACAAGAUCUACGCCUCCUUCAUCGAGGCCCUCGAUGCCCACGACAACGGCGUCGACGUCUACGACCCCGCCGCCGUCAAGGCCGCCGGCCUCGAGAAGAAGUUCAGCGAGGGCUCCUUCACCCUCGGCGCCAUGGUGGGCCGCCUGAACCCCAACUGGAACGACCCCGCCCCCAGCGACCCCAGGGAGGCCCAGGCCGCCGAGGACGAGCGCUUCGUCACGGCCAGCAGGCGCAUCGGCGAGGAGUUCUCCGCCGACCUCGACUACUACGCCAAGGCCUGGCUCCCCGCCCGCGACAUCGUCAAGGCCGCCUGGGACGAGAGGCUGCAGUACGAUCCCGAGGGCAGGAUCAUGGUGCUCAAGGGCCAGAGCGUGCCCUGGAAGGACCACCUGUACACCCUCGAGGAGGCCGAGGGGACCGGCAAGAAGGUCUUGUACGUCCUCUACGCCGAGAAGCCGGUCCCCGACGCCAAGUGGAGGAUACAGUGCGUCCCCGUCACCAAGGACUCCUUCCAGAGCCGCAAGCCGCUGCCGGAGCCGUGGAGAGGUGCCAGGGACGAGGCGCUGGACCAGAUCACGGGCAUCCCCGGCGGCGUGUUCGUACAUGCCGCGGGAUUCAUUGGGGGCAACAAGACUUUCGAUGGUGCCAAGGACAUGGCAGUCAAGGCAUUGGGCUUGUAGAAUGGCAGGAAUGCGGAGGGAUCAUCUCAUGAACGUCAGAGACUGCGGGGCCAGUCGGUGACAAGGUAUCGGGCAAGGCUACGAGGUUUAGAGAAAAUAAAAUGAAGCAUAUCGAUAUAUAUACAAAGCCAACUUUGGUCUUGGCGUUUGU
Truncatella angustata is the source of this 1405-nucleotide messenger RNA. Its product is annotated as putative UPF0160 protein C27H6.8. Lineage: Eukaryota; Fungi; Ascomycota; Sordariomycetes; Amphisphaeriales; Sporocadaceae. The transcript has a single exon. The coding region runs from base 181 to 1254 and encodes 357 amino acids. Gene Ontology annotation, cellular component: cytoplasm; nucleus. The record is from RefSeq and is a predicted model, not a curated record.